Molecule: messenger RNA, 540 nt
Organism: Fusarium venenatum
Lineage: Eukaryota; Fungi; Ascomycota; Sordariomycetes; Hypocreales; Nectriaceae
Product: DNA replication complex GINS protein PSF3
Biological process (GO): mitotic DNA replication initiation
Cellular component (GO): GINS complex
Source: RefSeq, a predicted model, not a curated record
AUGUCGUACUACGACAUUGACGCUAUCCUCACGGAUGCAGAGAAAGUCCCAUGCGAAUUCGAAAUCGAUGUCCCCUACCUCGGCCAUCUCGACAACUCCUCCCAAGGCCUCAAAGCCAAUACCCCUCUAACUCUACCCCUCUGGCUCGCCGAAAUGCUCGCUCUAGCAUCAACACCUACAUCCAACGCACCAUUAACUCUCAAUCUCCCACCGUGUUUAUCCACCGCUGUUUUAUCCGCGCUGAAAGCUGAUCCGCGCGCUGUACCGCUACGAGACCAAAGUUUACAUUUCUACGGUGUGGGUGUGCGAAUGCUGGAUUUGUUUGAUGAGAAGGAUGUGGCAGAGGUUCUGAGAAAGACUUUUGUUGUUAGGGCGGGAGAUGUAGGACUUCAUGCGAGAAAGGCGGAUGAGGGGAUGGUGGGAGCGGCUGGGGAGGAGUUUUUGAGGGGGCUUGAGGAGUGGGAGAGGGGGUUGUUUAGGAGGGGACAUGAGGGUGUUAAGGGGGCGAAGGAGUGGACUGAUAAGGUGAAGAAGACGUGA